Messenger RNA from Trichoderma reesei QM6a, 1269 nucleotides. RefSeq lists its product as uncharacterized. The record is from RefSeq and is a predicted model, not a curated record. The transcript has a single exon. Lineage: Eukaryota; Fungi; Ascomycota; Sordariomycetes; Hypocreales; Hypocreaceae. Bases 1 to 1269 code for a protein of 422 amino acids.
AUGACGGGCUUUCCCACCAGCCGCGCCGAGUCCGUCUCGUCCGCCAGCGGCCAAACGACGGCGUCGUCGCGCACCAUCCUCUCGACAGACCCCUCCGCCGCCGACGGCCUGUUCCUCGCGAGGCCCUUUGUCCAGCGCAAUGGCCGCACCUUUCUCAACGACCACACGCUGGCCUACCCGCUGCCCUCGGACCUCACCGAGCUUCACCGGCAGGUCCUGCGCACGAUGCUGCUGAUCCAAGUCAUUGGCGCCCCCGUGCUGUCACCUGGCCUGAUCAAGAAGCCGCCCCAGCGCGUCCUCGAGAUUGGCUGCGGAUCGGGCUUCUGGAGCACCAUGUGCCACCACUACUUCAAGAGCCGCGGCCACGGCGGCAUCUCCUUCACCGGCAUCGACAUUGCGCCGCUCGCCCCCGACAACAGCUCCAGCACCUCCAACGACGCCAUGAAGCCCGGCGGCGACAUGCAGUGGAGGUUCAUCCAGCACGACCUCCGCCAGAUACCGUGGCCCGUGGCCUCGGACGAAUACGACCUGGUCAUGGUCAAGGACGUCAGCUACGCCGUGACCAACAAGUUGAUGCCGGCCUUUAUCGAGGAGUGCGUGCGCCUGGUCAAGCCGGGCGGAACCCUCGAGGUGUGGGAGUCGGACCACGCCAUCCGAAGCCUGCGGCCCCAUGUGCCCACGUCCACCGUGUCCGUCGAGGACGCCGAGGAGCAGGCCGCGGCCGCCAGCCUCGGCGCCUACGUCAUCAACCCGCAGACGCCGCUCUCCGUCCCCUCCAACAACUAUAUUGCCGAAUACAACUCGUGGCUGUCGCGUGCGCUGGAGCGGCUCGACAUCAACCCUCUGCCGUGCACAGUCAUUGGCCCGACGCUGCUGCAGGAGUACGAGACCCUGGGCGACGUCCGCUCCAGGAGAAUAGCCCUUCCCCUGAGCGAGUUCCGCUGGGAAAAGGAGGGCAUCGGCGGUGUCGUCACCACCGACGCCAAGCCCGCCGAGUCCAAGGGCAAAGAGCCGCCGACGCCGAGGCUGGAGAAGAAGACGCUGACGCCGGGGCAGAUUGCGCUGCGCCAAACGGCCCUGCUGACCCAGGUGCAGGAGAUUCAGGCUCUGGAGCCCAUCUUGCGCGAGGUCAGCGGCAAGAGCCAGGACGAAUGGGACAUGUGGCUAACCAAGAUGAUGAGUGACCUAAUGGACGAGAGCGGCACGGCGCUGGGGGAGUGUCUCGAGUUUGGGGCUUGGUAUGCAAAGAAGAAGAAGGCGUCUGCGUAA